CAUAUGACUUCCAUUUCCUGGUACAGUCGGCUGAGCUCCGGACCAAACACCGCUGACUGAGCGUUACGAACGGGUUUAUUCAUCGUCUCUCCUGUAGCUGACACUCCAAAACAUAUCGAGCGACCAUGUAUCGAUAUGCUUCAGUUGUUUUUUUGCCUCGGCUUUGUAAUCGCGGUCCAGCUGUCACAAGGCACUGAGGUGACUGUCAAAGACAACAACAACAACACAUGCCUCUAUGCCAAUCUGAUGGUCAACUUCUCAGUCUCCUAUGAAGUAGCUAGCAAUAAGAGUGCAACAGUGAAUUUUGAACUUCCCAGUGAAGUCACAACAAAUGGAAGUACUUGUGAUAACACAAGCUCAACGUUGAAGCUCAAUUUUGGUGAAGGAUGCUCCUGGAGCUUGAACUUUACCGUCAAUGGAAAAAUGUACCAGGCUGACACCAUCACCUUUACCUACAACCUCAGUGACGCAAAUGUCUUCCCCAAUUCUGUAGUUAAUGACACCACAACUGUCACUGUGAAGCCUCAAAUCACAGACGUAGGCGUGGACACCUGCUACUCAUGCAAUAGUAAAGAGACGCUAGAGGCGGACGGAGUCAAUCAGACGCUGUGGAAAGUGCUCAUACAGGCUUUUGUCAGGAACAACAGCAUAAGUGAAAACAUUACUUAUUGUGCUGCUGACAUACCCACGACCCCAGUUGCCCCUACCACUAAUCCCACCACUCCUAGCCCUGUCACAAACUCUUCCACUGCCCUUCCUCCGACCACCACCCCGACCCCCACCCUCCCCACACCCACAGCUGGGAAGUACAGCAUCAAGUCUGAUGAAAACAGCACAGCCUGUCUGAUGGCCAACUUUGGCCUGCGGAUCAAGGUCAAGACAGAUGAGAUGAACUUUGAGCCCAACGGGACAACAGUCUCUGGCUCAUGCGGAGUCAACACCAGUCAGCUGGUGUUGACGUCCAGCUCAAUGACAAUCGCUCUCACUUUCGCCAAUGACACAAAGAAAUUCCACCUACAUGCUCUGAACAUCACCGGAAAGACGAGCUCUGGUGUGGAGUUUUCUGAAGUGAACACCAACCUGAGUCUGUGGGAGGCGACUGUCGGCAGCUCCUACAUGUGCAACAAGGAGCAGAACUACACCAUCACCAGCCAGCUCACCCUCUACACCUUCGACCUUCAAGUACAACCUUUUGGAGUCACGAAGAGUAGUUUCAGUACAGCCCAUGAAUGUUCACUGGAUGACACCAACAUCUUAAUCCCAAUCAUUGUUGGCGCUGCUCUGGCUGGCUUGAUUCUCAUUGUAGUGAUCGCUUACGUGAUUGGUCGAAGAAAGACUUAUGUUGGAUAUCAGACCCUUUAAAUCCAGUUUUCUAUCAAUAUCACAGGGUUUCCAAGCCUGGUCCUUGGGUUUCAUGUGCAAUUGUUUAAUUGGCAAAUCACUUGAAAAACAUCAUCAAGAGCCAAAAUCUAAACUAAAGUCUCUGGAAAAAAAUGCAUUAUUGAAUUUACUGGUCAUUAUGAGACAUGAAAUGCUCAAGGAGCAUUUUUUAAUAGCAAUUUCCUCAAUAGUUUGUAAUGAUACUAUAAUAAGGAUUAAACCCGUAUGUAAAGAUGGAGGGUUUGGUGUUUUUGUCAAGGACCAAACUUGUCUUCCCCCAAUGUUUCUUUUUUUUGUUUCCGGGAUGUCUUCCCUUUUUUUUUUUUCAUUGUGUUUUUUGGUUAAUGAGCAAGUGCAACAUCCACACAACCUUUUUUUUCAUUUAAGUAAUCAUAAUCACAUGAAAGGUGACUUUCAAUACAAUAUAUAGAGUUUAUUCACAUGUACAGUACACUGUACAAAAGCCACUUUCAUUCUUAGCAGGAGAUGUGAUUCAAUUUAAAUCAGUUGCUGUAGGAUCCUGCACUUGCUCUGCAGACAUUCCCUUUUUUGUUUCCACUUGUCACUGUUUAAUCUUUGUGCACAUUUUAAUUUUUACAUUUUCAUUAUGGUUUGACUGUUCAUCCACAUAAUUAUUUACAUUAUAAAAAAACAAUAAUUAUCUUUCUUUCUUUCUUGGGGCAAGUCACAAAGAUGAAAGUAGUGCUUUUAGCCCAUGUUUUCCCCUGUAGAGCAGGAGAAACAUUGGAGUCAUUGUCCUGAUUAUGUGGCUCAAAUCCUAUUUACAAUAUGACAUCAAAGUGUUUGUUGUUAUAUAAAUAAAUAGAUUCGCGCAGUAAGUCCAGGUGUAACAAAGGACAUUAACGAGGUCUCAUUUACAUUUAGAUGUACCGGUACAUCGUUAGUGUCAUUAAUCACACCUGUGCCUUUCCUGCUGUACAAUGUCAAAAGGUCUCUUACAUAUGCACACGCAGAGAAUAAAUCAGACCAACAUCAACUGUUCUUUUCUCACAACCAGUUUUGGCAUUAGGUUUAGAAAAGGGAGAGUUUGGUUCAGUAGAUAUUCCUUUUUAAUGAGGAUAUUUACAUAUAAAUGCACUAAGGCGCAGCAUUAUGUUGAGACUGUUGUCACAUUGUCUCCCCUGUGCGUGGGCUUGGCCUGAGCUGAAGAGGGCUGCAGCUGGACCAGGGGGCGUUAAAGCCCCUGGCAACGUUGUAUGAACAUGAACGAACGAGAAACUAACGAAAAAUGUCCGAAAGUAUUUAUUCACGUAGAAUUUAAUACAAUAGUUUGACAUUUUGUCUCCAGUUAUUUGCUUUCUUACUGAGAGUUUGAUCUGAAUAUUCAGUUCGAUAUGAAUCUUCAGGCCGGAGACAGUUGAGCUUCGCACAAAGACUAGAAACGGUGGGACAAGCCGGGCUCUGUCCCAACCAAAACGUCUCCCUACCAGCAUCUCCAACGCUCACUUGGCAUGUUCCAUAAUGUUUGAGUGUUAUUGAUGUUCUCAUCUAGCUCUCAGAAAUAAAGCACACAAAAACACUCCUUUUUUUAAAAGCUCAUCUUCUGUGUUUUGAUCCGUGUUUGUUCAACAGUGCUGGUAAAGAACAAACAAUCCCAAACACGUCGUUAGAUUUUGGUUACAAAAUUGCUGAAAAGCAAAAGAAACAAUCAUUUAUGUGAAACAGACCAAACUGUUUUCAUGAAGUAAGCCGAAAGCAGGAGGCUUUUAAGUCAGGUAAAUAGUGCAGGUUAGAGUUACUCAGUAUCAGGGAUGGAGUCGAGCCCCAGAAAGUGUAUUUCUGUAUUAAUAGAAACCAAUGUUGCACACAGUAGUUGCUGUGUAUUGUUGCUUAAUUGUUGUUGUGUACUAUUAUCCUUGUUACUAUUCAAGACUGGAGACAAGCAGGCAGCAAACUACAUUGAAUAUGAGUAGAGAUAGUUGCAUUUUUAAUUAAGUUGCGUAAAGAAUUGGCUUUCCCAGGAUAUUUUGCAUGUGUUGAUAAAUAGUUCAAAUAUGAGCUUUAUUUUUUGCUUAUAAUUGUUGCGUUCUUGUAUAUUUCAGCUUUGUACAAUCUCAGUUACCUUAAUUCUAAAGAUGGGUUUUGCAGCACUGCUAUAGAUGUUUUUCUUUUUCUCAACCUUAAUUUCCUUUGUUCUCAAUAAAUCAUUUUAACAGGUUUAUCAUCAUGACGGCUGUGCCUUGCUUAAUGAUACAUUUCUCUUUUUUUCAUUCAAUAACUCGCUCAGACGCGUCAGAAACCUUUUAGUUUGGUUUCCCUUCACUGUUUGAGAACAUUGCACACACAAUUCAUUAAAGGGAAUGUGUGCUGCAAGACCAUCUUGAUCAAGAUAAAUUAACUUGAGUGUUGUGUGAAUAGUGAGGAUUUUGUCUCCAUUCACUCACACUGUUUGCUAUAAUACGUUGGAUUUCAAAUUGUCUGACAGACUGUGGAGCUUUUUAGCCUUUUAAGAUUGAUGGAAAUAAAAAAUUUGUUUCUGCCCUGGACACCCGAGUAAAUGUUUAUUCUUGUUCAAAACUGUUGCUGCUUUAAAUACUUGGGGGGGUUCUUAAAGUCAGUAAGCAGGCUACGCCUUUCUUUCAGCCGUUCAUGCCUUUAACCAUUAAUAUUUUACUUCUUCUCUAAGACAUUCACCUCUCUGCUCUCUUCACCCCGUCUAGCUGAGGAUUGCCAGUCUGAUGCGGAGAGCUUCAUUGUUCCCGUAGCUGUCGGAGUUUCCCUGCUUGUUCUCAUUCUUAUCGUUCUGCUGGCCUACUUCAUCGGGAGAAAGAGAAACAUGGGCUCCACCUACGAGUCUUUAUAAUUAACCUUCCCUCGUUUAGCUCUUAACGCUCUUCAAAUGAUAGUCAGUGUAUUGCUACAUUUUGACAAACAAUUGUGUUGUAUUGACAUUUCCAUGUAGUGUUUCGUGCCCAUACUAAUUUUAUAUUUUGGGAAAUGUGCAAGAAAAUUGGAACCACUCCUUAAUUAUGAAGCUGUAGCCGGUUAGCUUAGCAAAAUGACUUGAAACGGCCUAAAGCUCAUAGAUGAACAUGUUAUAUCUUAUUUGUUUCAUACGUACAAAGCCAGUAGUGUAAGAAUGCAAUGGUUUCUACUGGAUUCAUAUGCUAAAGUCUUAAAUGACGUGAAAUAAUUUGAUGAAACCGCUCUUCUAGACCUUUCAAUUUUGUUUUAUUUGACUGAAUGGAUAAAGUUAUGAUAAUAUAAAGAACACGUUUGGGGUGUUUGAGAUGCUGCAGAAAAAUCUAUUGAACUGACUUCAAGCAAGAGAAGCAAUUUGCUUCUUGACUAGUCUGUUUGACUUUCUUUAAGAAUGUUAUUUACUCAUACUGCAUUAAUGUUAAUGUUCACAAACACCAAUAAGUCACAUUCACUUGAGUGAUUUUCCUUUUUGCGUCUGGAAUAUUUGAUAACCCUUUCCUCUGAUCUCAAACUUUCUGUAGGUUCUGCUCUUCCUCUUUACUCUAACCCUGUGUGGACUAUACAUCCCAAAUCCCUCUCUAGGUAAUGUUUCCUGCUGACUAAAACCACUAACCUGCUGUCUGUCUGUCUCUCUUUCUGUCUGUCUGUCAGCUGAAGAAUGCUUCCUGGACUCUGAUUUGAGCUUUUUGGUGCCCAUUGCAGUGGGCGUGGCGCUCAGCUUCCUAAUCAUCCUUGUGCUUAUCUCUUACCUGAUUGGUCGGAGGAAGAGUCGUACUGGCUACCAGUCUGUAUAAUCCAACCUCGCUGCUCCCGCCUCUCGCUCCCUUUUCAACCCUCACGGCUCUCAAACACCUUCCCUGCCUGUCAAUGCAUCGAAAGCAUCCCAAAUUUCCCCCCCAUUAAUGUUUGCCUAAAAAUAACCUUUAGCUUAUUUCUCGUACACGUUUCCAAAUGUAUCCUUUUGUUUUUGCUUUAAUGCCAAUGACUAAAUCGAGUAGCAUAACAUUUAUGAUCAAUAUUGCAUCAUUUGAUUGUAGAUUGCAUGUUUUGAAAAUUAAAUUCAUGGCUGUGAGAAGCCGCCCACCUCCUCCCUCCUCCCUGCCCAGAGAGGCCUUUUCCCCUCUCGCUUUCCGUGCUGUAUAAUAGUAUAUGUGUAAAUUACUCUCUUGUAUAGAAUGACUGACAUUGAUUUUUGAUGACGUGAAUGUAACGAGCAAGCUCCACUGUUCCAUCCCACGCGCCAAUGUUAUUGCGUUGUAUUAACCUUCAUGUAACAUAAAUUAUGCCUAAAGGAAACACUCCCUUUUGCACUUUGUCAGUAAAUUGUAGUUUGACGAAAGGGAAACUAACUACGACACUUUACCAGCAUCGGGACCAGGUUAUCUUUGUUUUUUGGGGAAUGUUUCGUGUUUCCCUAACCGUCAUGAAGUUGAAAUGUACACUUUACAUUUAAGUGUUUGGUGAAUCGAUGAUAGUGUUGUACCCUUGUUCUCU
This is a messenger RNA of Cyclopterus lumpus (lumpfish), 5817 nucleotides long. It is a transcript of the gene lamp2, whose product is annotated as lysosomal-associated membrane protein 2. Bases 136 to 1362 code for a protein of 408 amino acids. The record is from RefSeq and is a predicted model, not a curated record. Gene Ontology annotation, cellular component: membrane. NCBI's taxonomy places the organism in Eukaryota, Metazoa, Chordata, Actinopteri, Perciformes, Cyclopteridae. The transcript is spliced from 9 exons.